AUGGAGUCGCCCGUCAUCGACCUCGAGGAGCCGCAGCAGGGCGGCGCGCUGCAGACGGCCAAGGAUCUCUUCUCGGGCGCCGUCGGCGGCGUCGCGCAGGUCCUGAUCGGCCAGCCCUUUGACAUCGUCAAGGUCCGCCUCCAGACGACGAACCAGUACUCGGGCGCCCUGCAGGCCGCCUCCUCCAUCUACCGCAACGAGGGCGCCCUCGCCUUCUACAAGGGCACUCUCACGCCGCUCAUCGGCAUCGGCGCCUGCGUCUCCAUCCAGUUCGGCGCCUUCCACUCCGCGCGGCGCUGGUUCGAAGAGCGCAACACCGCCUCCGGUUCCAAGCGCCCCGACCUCAGCUACGGGCAGUACUUCGCGGCGGGCGCCUUCGCCGGCGUCUCCAACGCCGUCCUCUCCACCCCGAUCGAGCACAUCCGCAUCCGCCUGCAGAGCCAGCCCCACGGCGCGGGCCGCCUCUACGCCGGGCCCCUCGACUGCGUGCGCAAGCUCAGCGCCCACCAGGGCGUGCUCGGCGGCCUGUACCGCGGCUCCGCCGUCACCGUCUACCGCGAGGCCGCCGCCUACGGCGCCUGGUUCACCGCCUUCGAGUACCUCAUGAACGCCGACGCCGCGCGCAACCGCGUCGACCGCAAGGACAUCCCCGGCUGGAAGAUUGCCCUCUACGGCGGCCUCGCCGGCGAGGCCCUCUGGCUCUCCAGCUACCCCUUCGACGUCAUCAAGAGCAAGAUGCAGACGGACGGCUUCGGCGCCCAGCAGAAGUACCCGACUAUGCGCAGCUGCUUCGCCGCCACGUGGCGCGCCGACGGCAUGCGCGGCUUCUGGAAGGGCAUCUGGCCGACGCUCUUCAGGGCCAUGCCCGUCAGCGCGGGCACCUUUGCCGUCGUCGAGAUGACCAUGCGCGCAAUCAACUAG
Molecule: messenger RNA, 921 nt
Organism: Purpureocillium lilacinum
Lineage: Eukaryota; Fungi; Ascomycota; Sordariomycetes; Hypocreales; Ophiocordycipitaceae
Biological process (GO): mitochondrial L-ornithine transmembrane transport
Cellular component (GO): mitochondrion
Molecular function (GO): L-ornithine transmembrane transporter activity
Source: RefSeq, a predicted model, not a curated record